Molecule: messenger RNA, 5587 nt
Organism: Solenopsis invicta (red fire ant)
Lineage: Eukaryota; Metazoa; Arthropoda; Insecta; Hymenoptera; Formicidae
Gene: FBXO11
Product: F-box only protein 11
Exons: 9
Coding region: 298-3120 (940 amino acids)
Biological process (GO): ubiquitin-dependent protein catabolic process; regulation of apoptotic process; protein ubiquitination
Molecular function (GO): protein binding; zinc ion binding
Source: RefSeq, a predicted model, not a curated record
UGCACGGUGGUAGUGUCGCUAUUGUGUAGUGCAUCCUAAGCUUUUGGCAGCUUCUGCCGUGGGCGUCCGCCGAACACGGCACCGCGGCGGUUGCCCCACUGCCGGGGAAGGUGCUUGACGCGUCCUCGCAUACGAGAAGUGCGACGAGCCGCGAUCGACAGCGGAGGAACAGGAGAGGCAGGAGGUGGGGGAGGAGGUGGUAGAGCAGUAGCAGCAGCAGGAGGAGGAGGAGGACAACGACGGCAACGAGGACGGACACGAGGACGACCGCCGACGAGGGCCGCCGACGACACGAAGAUGCCGAGCGCGUCGUUUUCGUCGUCUACGCGCGGCUACCCGCGGAGGUCGCGUCGGAAAAACAGGAACAACGGUCUCGUGCUGAGAACGGCCGAGCUAGUCGAGCUGCCAUGUCCAACGUCCAAUCUGCACAUUUCAACAGCAGCUGGCGGUGGAGUCGGCGGAAGUGGUGGACGAGGCUCGUCCCCUAGUGUAUCCGGAGUGGCCGCUCCCUCACCGUCACCUCAAUUGCACUCGUCGCCGUACGAUCUGAGACGCAAAAGUCCACCGCAUCCCGAUCCGGCGCCUGGCACGAGUUCUGCCCUUCCGCCAUCGGGUGGCAUUGCCGCUACCUUCGGUUCGUCGUCUCUACCAGCGAGGAAACGACCGAGACGAACGUGUUCAUUGUCCACGGAUGGUAUAAAUACAAACACUGCGGCGCAUUACCUCCAGUAUGAGCUACCGGAUGAAGUCUUACUCACGAUAUUCAAUUACCUUAUGGAGCAAGAUCUUUGUCGUGUCUCGCAAGUCUGCAAGCGUUUCCAAGUGAUUGCGAAUGACACGGAACUGUGGAAGUCGUUGUAUCAACAAGUCUAUGAAUAUGAUCUGCCGUUGUUCAAUCCAGCGCCGUGUAAAUUCGAAUUUGUCUCACCGGACGAUUCCGAGUACCAGAAUCCGUGGAAGGAGAGUUUUAGGCAACUAUACAGAGGCGUACACGUGCGACCUGGCUUUCAGGAUUUAAAGUUUAAAGGCCGCAAUCUGCCGUAUUUCAACACGGUUCAGGGUGCACUGGACUACGUCGACGAGUACAGAAGCAACAGCAGCGCCUCGACGAACAGCGGCACUACAGCUGCGGGCGGGCAGGGUUGUUGUAAUAGCAAUUCACAAACGAGUGGGGAAGAUACUUCGACACAGCACUUAGUUUUUCUACAUGCUGGCACAUAUAGAGGCGAAUUUCUUGUGAUCGACAGUGAUGUAGCAUUGAUUGGUGCCGCGCCGGGAAAUGUCGCAGAGUCUGUCAUUCUAGAACGAGAGAGCGAGUCGACGGUUAUGUUUGUAGAGGGUGCAAAACGCGCUUACGCCGGGCAUCUCACGUUAAAAUUCACGCCCGACGUCACGAGUACGGUACCCCAUCACAAGCACUAUUGUUUGGAAGUUGGUGAAAAUUGCAGUCCUACUGUCGACCACUGCAUCAUCAGAAGUUCAAGUGUCGUUGGUGCAGCGGUCUGCGUGUCGGGCAUGGGUGCCAAUCCGUUAGUGAAGAAUUGUGACAUAUCGGAUUGCGAGAAUGUCGGAUUGUACGUGACCGACUACGCUCAGGGUACAUACGAGGACAACGAGAUCUCGCGGAAUGCCCUCGCUGGCAUCUGGGUGAAGAAUUACGCGAAUCCUAUCAUGCGACGGAAUCACAUUCAUCACGGUCGCGAUGUAGGAAUAUUCACGUUCGAUAACGGACUCGGUUACUUCGAGGCCAACGACAUUCACAAUAAUCGGAUAGCAGGUUUUGAGGUGAAAGCUGGGGCUAAUCCUACUGUUGUUCACUGCGAGAUUCAUCACGGUCAGACCGGUGGCAUCUAUGUUCAUGAAAACGGUCUAGGCCAAUUUAUUGACAACAAAAUUCAUUCGAACAAUUUUGCUGGUGUAUGGAUUACAUCGAAUUCGAACCCAACUAUACGUCGGAACGAAAUAUACAAUGGCCAUCAAGGUGGAGUGUACAUAUUCGGCGAAGGUAGAGGUUUGAUUGAGCACAACAAUAUCUACGGCAAUGCACUAGCUGGCAUACAAAUCAGAACAAACUCGGAUCCGAUCGUCCGACACAAUAAGAUACAUCAUGGUCAGCACGGCGGCAUUUACGUGCACGAAAAGGGCCAAGGUUUGAUAGAAGAAAACGAGGUGUAUGCUAAUACCUUGGCAGGCGUGUGGAUCACAACGGGUUCGACGCCGGUUUUAAGGCGAAAUCGAAUUCAUAGUGGCAAACAAGUUGGUGUGUAUUUUUAUGACAAUGGUCAUGGGAAAUUGGAGGACAAUGAUAUUUUCAAUCAUUUGUAUUCAGGAGUACAAAUAAGGACUGGCAGUAAUCCGGUAAUACGCGGUAAUAAGAUAUGGGGAGGACAAAACGGUGGCGUUCUAGUGUAUAAUAGCGGCUUAGGCUUACUCGAACAAAAUGAGAUUUUUGACAACGCAAUGGCUGGUGUCUGGAUUAAGACUGACAGCAAUCCAACUCUUAAAAGGAACAAAAUAUACGAUGGACGAGACGGCGGAAUCUGUAUAUUUAACGGGGGCAAAGGUAUUUUAGAGGAAAAUGACAUAUUUCGCAACGCGCAAGCAGGCGUGCUUAUAUCAACGCAAUCGCAGCCGAUUCUAAGGAGGAACCGGAUUUUCGAUGGUUUGGCAGCUGGCGUCGAAAUAACUAACAACGCCACCGCUACCCUGGAAUUCAAUCAAAUAUUCAAUAAUCGAUUCGGCGGUCUGUGUCUGGCAAGCGGGGUGCAACCGACGACUAGAGGCAAUAAAAUAUUUAAUAAUCAAGACGCGGUAGAGAAAGCGGUUGGGAAUGGCCAAUGUUUAUACAAAAUCUCUUCGUACACUUCCUUUCCCAUGCACGACUUCUAUCGUUGUCAAACGUGCAACACAACGGAUCGGAACGCGAUAUGCGUUAACUGUAUAAAAACUUGUCACGCUGGCCACGACGUAGAAUUCAUCAGACACGAUCGAUUCUUUUGCGAUUGCGGUGCCGGAACAUUGAGCAAUCAGUGUCAGCUGCAGGGUGAGCCUACGCAAGAUACGGAUACGUUGUACGAUAGUGCGGCGCCCAUGGAAUCGCAUACACUUAUGGUCAACUAGGAACUAACCUAAAAUAAUUUAAACAAUCAAACAAUGUUUAGAACCGAGGUUGAGAGAAUCGGCAUGAUAGUUCCAUCGACCACGAUUUCGGACGUGCUGCGAGAAAAACAAAACAAACAAAAAUACCCUUUUCUCAUCGGACUACCGAACCCUUUCGGAGCAAGGAGGAUAUUUUUGCACGAGUCGAUUUGGACAGAGGGCCUAUAUUUGAAGUGUCUCCUCGCGCGAACACCGAACUCGAGUUGCACCAAAAGCGAAUCGAUACGAGAGAAUCGCCCGCGCUGAUCGCUCACGCGACAGAAGGACUGUCGAGGUAUAUAUACAGUACAAUACGUACGUGUAAGUCUAGGGUAAGAAGUAACGCGAUUAAUGUUUCACUCCCGGCCCAACGCAGCCGCUUCCGUUCGUUGCACAAAGUGCUGUGCGCUUUCGCGUCCCUUUGGAGAACCAGGCGCUUUAAAGGGACGACGAUGGGACUGACGCGAACGCGGCUGACGGCCCUGAGCGCGCCUCGCGCGUCGGGGGUGUCAAUAUUUUCUCGUGCAGUAUACCGAAUCUCUCGCGCAACACCUAAAUCGUACACUUUGAGAGAGUAUCUAGGAAAUAGUGUAUUUAGAGCGGAAACAGACGAUCGAUUUUGUCGCGCGCGCUGCCUUAAUAAUCUCGAGCGUGGAGGAAAUAAUUCGCCAUGUUCAAUGUUUCUUCUUUUUUUUUUAUAUUCUAUUUUUGUCAAUUUCUUUCAUUUUUUUUCCACGCCUCGUUUCCUUUUCCACGUGAUUUCGACGUGCUUCACGGAAGAGACGUUAUAGUCGAUAACAAAAAUGAUUAUUUGUACAUUGGUCCGAUUGCCGCAUAUAUAUAUGUAUCACGUUUGUCGAGUUUAUUUAAAAACAACGAUUAAUCACUAUCGGUCCCUACCUUCGCCUACUUCACGCAACAAUUUUUCACGAAAAUAAAAGUUGGUGGAAUAACGAUCCUCGGCGCAACGCGAACCAUUAAACCGGAGUUAAUUAACCAUGGCUCGCGACAUAAAAGCCGAAUGCAUCAACGUCGUUUUACGCUCGGCUAAUAGAAUUACCUAUCUCCGCUCGCGUUACAGUUAAAAGCUGCGCGGGCGGAGGAAGGGGGAAGGGGGGACGCGGAAAAGUCGUAAAGUCGGUCACAAAGGGUGUUUAAGGUGCGCGGAAAAACCUUGACCCUUUCGUCAUAAAUCACUUUCGAGCGGGUCGAGCGGGUCGCGCGGAUCCGACGCGCGGCACGGCGGUGUCGCUAAAUUGGCUCAUUUGAGAGCGCCUAAUGACGCGUACGCUCGCAAAGAGGGGCGGGGAAAAGGUUCUGGCAAACAGCCAGACGACCGCCCAUUCCCGACGGCGGCCGGCGGAAGCCCUUAGAAACGCGGCUCCGGGCCGGGUCUUCAACGAGGCGGUUCGCGUGAUCGCGGACCGGGGUGCACCACGACCGCCGCCCGUGUACACCGUAAUAAACGGGAAGAAAAAAAAAACGCACGAAUUACCAUGUGUCUCGCAUACCACUAUACUAUAACGACAGCAUCGAUAACGCUCUAAACGAUAAGUACCUAAACGACACACCGUUUAAGCCGUAUCCAACCCGUAAAUCUCAACUCUAGCUGCACCAAGUGCCAUAGUCCAUAGGUACACGAUUAUGAUUACAUAGAACUCGAUAUAGCGUCAGCAGCUGAUCACGAGAGAAAGCGAGCGAGAGAAAGGCAGAGAGAAAGAGAGAGAGAGAGAAUGAGAAAGUGUGAGAGGGAGAGAAACAAUUAUUAAUUGCGUGAGCAAUUAGUCCUACGAUUACCGUGACUGCGCUGCGGAGUGAAAGGGGGAAGAACCGAGGGUGCGAGAGCGUGAGUGAAUGCGAGGAAGGUGGCGGGACGACGGUAAGCGGGAGUUGCGCUUUGCCGUCGCGACACGUGACUCGAGAUCCGGCGUAACCCGGAUGGAACCGGAUUGCGCUCUCGAGCGUUACAGACACACCAAUAUAUGCGACAAUAUACACGUUGAGAUUGAUUGAUUUCCGGUCCGCCUGUCGCCUCCGUUACUCUGCACUACAUCCCCCUCCCCUCCCAACUCCUCCGGGUACAUGCAUCCGUUACUGUACAUUACACGCCGGCUUAUUUUUCGACGCCGAUAGUCUGCGAUUAGAUUUGCCGCUUCCACCCCCGAUUUCCCGAGACUCGCGAGCUACCCCAAACAUAGCCAUGGUGAGAAGUUGGUAAGAGAGAAGGAGAAAAAGUAUGAAAGAGAGAGAGAGAGAGUAAGAGAAUACGUGUAUGCAUGUGUGAGAGAGAAAAGCGUGAAAUAAGAAUUUUCGUGGAUGGAACCAGAUGAUGGUGCGUGACGUGACGUCUUUGCGAGAGACAUUAUCGAACACUUGGAACUGUAGUAACAAAUUGCAAUUGUAUGUUGUAAACAUUACUAUUUCAAAUAUAAUGCUAUUAUUAACAGAA